Molecule: messenger RNA, 1937 nt
Organism: Amaranthus tricolor (Joseph's coat)
Lineage: Eukaryota; Viridiplantae; Streptophyta; Magnoliopsida; Caryophyllales; Amaranthaceae
Product: short-chain dehydrogenase TIC 32, chloroplastic-like
Exons: 12
Coding region: 607-1725 (372 amino acids)
Source: RefSeq, a predicted model, not a curated record
GAUACCCAUGCCCUCAACAGCACACGCCUCACCAUCUCCCUCCUUCCCUCUCUCUCUCUCUUCUCCCUUUCCCCUUGUUGUGUCGCCAGCAGCUGGCCCCAAUCAGCCGCCCACGAGCACCACGAGCACCACCAGGCCGUGUCUCCCUCCUCCCACGAGCACCACCAGGCCGUGUCUCCCUCCUCCCACGAGCAGCAAGCAGCAGCCCAGACACUAGCAGUAGGCUGUGUCUCCCUUCUCCCAGUUAGCAACAACUAAGCUGCACUCAAACAGCUACCAGCAGCAGCGGCUGGCACGGCUGGUUGUGCAGCCUUCACCGCCACGCUCACGCACCACCACCACAUCAUUUACAUGUCUUCCACCCCUUUACUAAUUCCCCCAUUGUUUCCAGUUCAUAAGAGGAAAGUAAGACUUUAGUUGGGUUAUUUUUGUAACUUUUGGUCGUGCAGUGACGCUUACAGUUGUUAAUUUUACAAACAGAACUUUAUCGAAAUUUCGCCCAUUUGUUGGUGCCCCAUGGGACUCUGAAACCUGGAUUCGCCACCGCAGGCGGCAGCCACUACACUAGGUCACCACUCUCUUGCUCCAUUUGUUUAGUGUUAAGGAAUGAUGGUGAAGGAGAUAUACCGAGCUGUGAAGUUCAUCUGCUGCAUAGAAUUUUGGAGAAUGAGUUUGUUGUGGACUCUAUCUCUUGUAAUUUCUCAUUUGCGGAUCUUUGCUCUGCGUGUAUGGGGUCACAAGUAUAGAAACUUUCCAAGGCAGCGAGUAGCACCAAUCUCUGCUUCCAAUAGACCCAUCUGCAUCAUCACUGGAGCAACAUCAGGGCUUGGAGCAGCAGCUGCCAAAGCACUGUUAGAAGAGGGCUUCUUUGUAAUCCUAGUUGGAAGAUCAGCUCAUCUUCUGUCUAAGACUAAGGCAAAGAUCCAUACUUUGAAUGAAAAUGCUCAGCUAGAAACAUUUGAGGUUGACUUGUCAUCCUUCUCAUCCAUUAUGAAGUUAAAGAACUCUUUGGUGCAGUGGUUUUCAGAUAUGAAUCUCCAUCCUUCAAUCCAACUGUUAAUCAACAAUGCAGGAAUAUUGGCAACAUCAUACAGAACCACUGAUGAUGGUUUUGAUGAGAUGAUAAUGACAAACUACAUGGGGGCUUUCUGUCUCACUAAGGUUUUACUACCACUACUCAUAGAUAGUCCUGUUCCAUCACGUAUAGUCAGUGUCUCAUCUUUUACACAUCGAAAUGUGUAUGAUUUGCAGGUUGAUGAGGAGUUUAUUUAUGGAAAGCCCUCAAAUUUCAAGCAAUAUCCAUUUGCUCAUAUAUAUGGUUGCUCCAAGUUGUGUGUACUUCUUUUGUCAUAUGAGCUUCAUCAACAAUUCUGCAAAGACAAAAAAUCUCAGCUCUCUGUCAAUGUUGCAGAUCCUGGAGCAGUAAAAACCAACAUCAUGAGAGAAUUACCACAAUGUCUUUCCCAACUAGCGUUUUUAGUCUUGAAUCUUCUGGGAAUCUUGCAAAUUCCUGAGAAAGGGGUCAGCUCAAUAAUUGAUGCGGCACUUGCUCCACCUGAAAUUUCUGGAAUGUAUUUUUUUGGUGGAAAUGGCAGAACAAUCAGAUCUUCCCCCUUGUCUUAUGACCUUAUGCUUGCCAAGAGAUUGUGGUGGAUAUCGAGUGAAAUAUUUCUCGAGAUGAAGCAUAAAUCUGAGAGAAGUACUGCAUUAUCUACCUGUGACUAGGUUGGUCGCAUUUAAAAGGCCAAUCUUUAGCCCAUCUGCGUAUAAAGGGCUAACCUUACGUUUAUUCUACAAAGGUCUAACCUUUUACUCCUAUUUGCAACGAUAGAGCUUUUUGGUAAUGGCUACCUAAAAUAACAUGUUACUCCAUCUUAUUUAAUUAAAAAUAACACAUGUUAUGUUCUGAUUGGGCAUUUUUAAAAGAAAAAAGAAAA